Messenger RNA from Haemonchus placei, 978 nucleotides. Lineage: Eukaryota; Metazoa; Nematoda; Chromadorea; Rhabditida; Trichostrongylidae. The record is from the annotation of a GenBank genome assembly.
AUGGCUCUCAAAGUUUUGAGACAACGCAAUCGCCAGCAGGAGUUGAUGGAUUUCUCAUUGAAGGAUGUGUUCGAAAAACUCCAGAUGGAUCACCUGCAGUUCCAGGAUUGGCUGCGCUCUAUGGGGCCAAUGUCUACACCGUUAUGCCCAUCGUGCCAAGGAUCCAUGAAGCCGAGGAACGACGAGCACCACAAUGGCUGGGUGUGUAACCGAAGAUCGUGCCGUACUGGGCCGACAAACGAAACGAAGGUCUACGUACUUGCUAGAAAAGGCUCAUUCUUCGACAAGUCCAACCUCGACGAGUCGACUGUGUUUGCUCUGACCUAUUUUUGGCUCCACGACAUGGGAAAGGUAAAGGACAAAGCAUACGUGCUUCACAUGAAUCCUCGUACCGUUGUUCACUGGGAAAAAUGUUUCCGUGACAACACUUUAGAAGGAACCCACCAAUCAUCGGAGGAUUCGGAUGUGAAGUGGAAAUCGACGAAACCCCCACCAAUCAUCGGAGGAUUCGGAUGUGAAGUGGAAAUCGACGAAACCCUGGUUACUCGGCGCAAAUACAACCGAGGACGCUGGGUGCGUAGACACCAAUGGCUUUUCGGAGGCAUCGAGAGGGGAAGCGGUCGAGCUUUCCUCACCCUUGUUCGGAGAAGGGAUGCCCCCACUCUCCUGCGUCUCAUUACGAAAUACGUAAGACCUGAGACCACCAUAUUCAGUGACAGCUGGAGAGCUUACUCUCAAAUUUCCACCCUGCCCCUCGGAUACAGACACCUCCAGGUCAACCAUCAGUUGAACUUCGUCGAUCCCAGAACUGGAGCACAUACUCAGCAUGUUGAGUCACUGUGGCAAAAAUACAAGGAAGUGGGAAAGCGACGCUACGGCAUUAACAACGCGCCCGAUAUGAAGACUACAUGCAGGAGUUCUUGUGGAAAAAAAUUGGAGAUCGACAUGAGGCCCUGUACAACUUCUGGGACCAGGUAG